Messenger RNA from Sclerotinia sclerotiorum 1980 UF-70, 930 nucleotides. RefSeq lists its product as hypothetical. The record is from RefSeq and is a predicted model, not a curated record. The transcript is spliced from 2 exons. Gene Ontology annotation, molecular function: oxidoreductase activity. The coding region runs from base 1 to 930 and encodes 309 amino acids. NCBI's taxonomy places the organism in Eukaryota, Fungi, Ascomycota, Leotiomycetes, Helotiales, Sclerotiniaceae.
AUGUCCACAACAAUCACUCAACAAGCUUCCUCUGAGCACAUCACCAAGCUCAAUACCGACCCUACCACACCCCACGAUGUGGAAGGAAUCAUGAACUAUCACCUCGACUCAGAAGAUGGUAGUCCACCCGCACCCAACAUCGUAGCCAAACCUAGCACAUACGAGCGUCCUGUACAUUCCGUCAAAGUUACUAUCCACGACAUCCGUGGUUCGGAAGACCAACAUACGUUGGAUACUUCUGGUUUCCAGAUUGUGAAUCAUGUUAGUCUGGAGAAGGAUUUUGUGGACGAGGAAAAGAUCAAGAGUGAUUAUUAUAAAGAGACAGAAGAACUGUUGAAAAGAGAAACCGGAGCCUCUAAAAUCUUCAUCUUCGAUCAUACGAUCCGUCGCCAAUCUCUCAACGGUACAGACCCAGCACCUAGUACUACCUCAACAGCUACAGACAAAGAAAACACCUCUCCCGUUGUCGUGCAACGCGGCCCCGUUCAACGCGUCCACAUUGAUCAAAGCUACAUUGCCAGCGCCAACCGCGUAUCCUACCAUCUCCCCGACGAAGCCAACGAACUCCUCAAAGGACGAUUCCAAAUCAUCAAUGUCUGGCGACCUAUCAAAACCAUCCUGAAAGAUCCUCUUGGAGUAGCAGCUGCCAAUUCAGUCGACGAUAAAGAUCUCGUUCCUAUCAAAUUGAUCUAUCCCGAUCGCGAAGGAGAGACCUAUGGUGUUCGCUAUGAUCCUGGUCAUAAGUGGCAUUAUUUGUAUAAGCAGACGCCUGCGGAGGUACUGUUGAUUAAAUGUUUUGAUAGUAAGACGGAUGGGAGAGCGAGACGCGUUCCGCAUAGUGCGUUUGUGAAUCCGGAGCAUGAAGGGGAGGAGAAGAGGGAGAGUAUUGAGGUUAGGGCGUUGGUUUUUUACCCAAAUGAUAGAGAGUAG